GUAUAUUCUUAUAUGUUCCUGUGUUCCCCAUGUGUUAUUUUAUCUACCGCGUAGUUCUGAUGCACUUCCUUAUUUAUGAAAGUACAUUAACCUAACUUAUUAUUUAAUAAUAAAUAAAGUGUGGUUUAUCAAUGUCUGUUAAGAAAUGACAACGUGAUAAAUAAUGAAUUCAACGUACAAAUUAAUUCAAUGUGCAUUCACGAAACAUGCACUUAGGACACCUGUUUUUUCAUCGUGCCGACCCUGCUCCAAUAAGAGAGAUGAAGGCGAAAGUCCUUUGAAAAAACUGCUUGAUGAGUCAGCUACCUUUCAAGACCUGAACAACCAAACUCCCGACCAACAGUGGGUAACGCUUCCCUAUCCAAAGGGUACAAAGAUUAGGAAGCAGGGUGAAUAUGAAAUACAGCCUAAACAUGACCCCAGAGAAACUUCUAUUAUAUUGUUUCCUGGACAAGGCAGUCAGUUUGUUGGUAUGGCAAAGAGCCUCAUGAAAUUUCCAAUGGCAAGAGAUCUUUUUGAAUUGGCAAAUUACAUAUUAGGAUAUGAUUUGUUAAAAAUAUGCCUGGAGGGGCCUAAAGAAAAGUUAGAUCAAACAAAGUAUUGUCAGCCUGCAGUCAUGGUAACCUCAUUGGCAGCAAUUGAGAGGCUUAAAGAGGAAAGACCCAAUGCCAUUGAAAACUGUGUGGGGACUGCUGGUUUUAGUUUGGGUGAAAUUACAUCAUUAGUCUUUGCUGGUGCUCUCAACUUUGAAAGGGCGUUACAACUAGUCAGAAUUCGCGCUGAGGCUAUGCAACUAGCCAGUGAAAUGCAACCUGGUUACAUGGCCACUGUAUUCUAUAGUCCAGACAGUAAACUGAACUUUGCAUGUUUGAAAGCCAAGGAAUGGGCUAAAGAUAAAGGUGAUGAAGUACCUGAGUGCCUUAUUGCUAAUUAUUUAUUUCCACAUUGUAAAGUGGUGUCAGGCAGUGUGUCUGCCAUAGAAUUCCUAGAAAAAAACUACAAGGAAUUCAACUUAAAGAAAGUUAAAAGACUGGCAGUCAGUGGAGCUUUCCACUCUGCAUUGAUGAGGCCUGCAGUAGAGCCAUUUAAAAAAGCAUUAAGAAAAAGUGAAGUACUGGAACCUGCAAUUAAUGUUUAUUCAAAUGUAGAUGGCAAGAAGUACAGGGAUGCAAAUCAUAUAAAAGAACAGUUGCCCAAGCAAAUUGUCAAACCUGUGAAGUGGGAACAGCUACUGCACACAGUGUAUGAGAGGAAGCCAGACGAUUUUUUCCCCAGGACUUUUGAAUGUGGACCUGGUACUUCUCUCAAAGCGAUUCUCAAGCAGGUCAACAAUAAAGCUUGGAACACUUGUUUUAGUAUAGAAGCUUAGUGUAUACAUAUUUAUAGUUUUAAUAAAUUUUUAAAAGUU
Molecule: messenger RNA, 1408 nt
Organism: Aethina tumida (small hive beetle)
Lineage: Eukaryota; Metazoa; Arthropoda; Insecta; Coleoptera; Nitidulidae
Gene: beg
Product: probable malonyl-CoA-acyl carrier protein transacylase, mitochondrial
Exons: 2
Coding region: 164-1369 (401 amino acids)
Molecular function (GO): transferase activity
Source: RefSeq, a predicted model, not a curated record